Molecule: messenger RNA, 2273 nt
Organism: Oenanthe melanoleuca
Lineage: Eukaryota; Metazoa; Chordata; Aves; Passeriformes; Muscicapidae
Gene: P2RY6
Product: pyrimidinergic receptor P2Y6
Exons: 2
Coding region: 117-1106 (329 amino acids)
Biological process (GO): phospholipase C-activating G protein-coupled receptor signaling pathway; cellular response to pyrimidine ribonucleotide
Cellular component (GO): plasma membrane
Molecular function (GO): G protein-coupled ADP receptor activity; G protein-coupled UTP receptor activity; G protein-coupled UDP receptor activity
Source: RefSeq, a predicted model, not a curated record
GCGGCGGCACCGGGCGGCUCCGAGCGCUCCGAGCCGCGGGCUCCGCCGCAUCCCGCUGCCGGUGCUGCAGAGGGGCCGUGCCAGCAGAGAGGACACCGAGGGGUGGGAGCACCACCAUGGCCAACCUGACAGCCGUGAGCACCGGCAGGAACUCGUGCACCUACCACGAGGAGUUCAAGCAGGUGCUGCUGCCCCUGGUGUACUCGGUGGUGUUCGUGCUGGGGCUGCCCCUCAACGCCGUGGUCAUCGGGCAGAUCUGGCUGGCGCGGAAGGCGCUGAGCCGCAGCACCAUCUACAUGCUCAACCUGGCCGUGGCUGACCUGCUCUACGUCUGCUCCCUGCCCCUCCUCAUCUACAACUACACCCAGAAGGACUACUGGCCCUUCGGGGACUUCACCUGCAAGUUCGUGCGCUUCCAGUUCUACACCAACCUGCACGGCAGCAUCCUCUUCCUCACCUGCAUCAGCGUGCAGCGCUACCUGGGCAUCUGCCACCCGCUGGCCUCGUGGCACAAGAGGAAGGGCAAGAAGCUGACGUGGCUGGCGUGCGCAGCCGUGUGGUUCAUCGUCAUCGCCCAGUGCCUGCCCACCUUCGUCUUCGCCUCCACGGGCACGCAGCGGAACCGCACGGUGUGCUACGACCUGAGCCCGCCCGACCGCUCGGCCGCCUACUUCCCCUACGGCAUCACCCUCACCUUCACCGGCUUCCUGCUGCCCUUCGCCGCCAUCCUGGCCUGCUACUGCAGCAUGGCCCGCAUCCUGUGCCAGAGGGACGAGCUGAUCGGGCUGGCCGUGCACAAGAGGAAGGACAAAGCCGUGCGCAUGGUCAUCAUCGUGGUCAUCGUCUUCUCCAUCAGCUUCCUGCCGUUCCACCUCACCAAGACCAUCUACCUGAUCGUGCGCUCCUCGCCCGCCCUGCCCUGCCCGGCCCUGCAGGCCUUCGCCAUCGCCUACAAGUGCACGCGGCCCUUCGCCAGCAUGAACAGCGUCCUGGACCCCAUCCUCUUCUACUUCACCCAGCGCAAGUUCCGCGAGAGCACGCGCUACCUGCUGGACAAGGUGAGCUCCAAGUGGCGCCACGACCACUGCAUCUCCUACGGCUCCUAGGCGGGCACGGGGCAGGUCCGCCUCCGAGCUCCAGGAGCAGAGAUGCUUCGCUGGGACACACAGGAGAGGAGGAUGGCAUCCCAAGCUUUCAGCACCUUCAGCCAUCUCCAGCCUGCACCAUUAGCCCCAUCACAGUGUCCUGUCCCUGGCUCACUUGGAGCAGCUCAGCACCUUGGGGGUCAAGCCACCAAUGCAAUAAAAGUCCAUUGGGACUGUGGAGAGCAAGGUGGGACCAUGGAGGAACACAUCCCUGGCUCAGGAUGAGCUGCUGGGGGAAUGAUUUGUGCCCACACACAAUUAAAAUUCCCUGAUGGAGACAGCAUGCAAAGGCUGGGGUGGGUUUGGUUCAGCCCAUACCAUGGCGUUUCUCCAGCUCAAGAUCAGUGUCAUGGAUGGUUUUUGGGUAACACUGGGACAUCCCUAUCCCCCAGUGCCCAGAAUGAGGCACACCAGCAGGAGACACAGGCUCACUGGUACUGCUGGUGCUGCAAAAUGGUAGAGGAGCACCCCUGGACAGGCUGGGAACAAGGAAAGGGGACAUCAGGGCCGCUGGAACACCCAUGCUGGAUUUCCCACUGAAGCAAUGACCAUAGGCUGGGUUAGGCACAAGCCAGCAUCAUUGUCACCUGCCUGGGGACUUUCAUCUGAGUCCAGCUCCCUGCUUAGCCCAGCACUCCAAAUCUGGCCCAUCCUGGUGUCAGAGGUGCCCUGCUGUCACCUCCUAACCAGGAUCCACCACAAUCAAAUCCAGCACAUGGGGACACAAUACCUGGAGUUGGAAAAUGCAUGCCACAGGGAGCUACUUAGUGUCCUGGCCACAUCACCACACAUCCCACGGCUGGCUUGGACUCUCUACAGGGCUGGGGACUGAAUUUUGCUCCCACAGCCUCUGUUGGGAUGCUGCUCCCUCCUAGCAAGGAGGGAUUUGCGAGGUGGAUGCAGCACUCAUUGCUCUGUGAGUUUUCUCUAACAUACAGGAUGUAUAGAAUUAACUCCCUGCUCUUUCUUAGAUGGGUGUAUACACCCACUGUAUGUACAGACAUAGAAUAUAUCCGAGCAGAGGGAGGUUUGUGGCCCAGCACAGGCUCUGCAGUGCAGAAAUUCUCUGCCUGAACACAAUAUAUGUAUCUAUACAGUGUAUAUAUAUAAAAGUAUCUAUGUGGAUAA